AUUCCCCUCAGCGGUGCCUUUGACUGCUCACCCUCGUGUUCUUGUAAACGGCCGCUGGCCGUUGACCAGGAAACAUCUUCAAACAAUCAUGACGGCUACAACGUCAAGGUUGAUCAUCCGCAACCUUCCUCCUCAUACGACUCAAACAUCUCUGAGCGAGCACUUUUCCGCCCUUCCUUCAACUUCCUCCUUAGCUCAAGAUGGGUCAAGCCAGCGUAUCACAGACGUCAAGCUUAUGCACAAGCCAGAUGGCACAUUCAGGCGCUUCGCAUUCCUAGGGUACAAGUCUGCACUCGACGCUCAACGCGCGCAGGAAUACUUUGAUGGGACCUUCUUUGGCACUAGUAAGAUCCGCGUGGAAUUCGCAAGGAGCAUCAGCGAGGCAAAGCAAGAUGGUGCCACUGCCGGUACAGGCGAUAAGCGAACCCGUGACUCAGCUGCUGGCCCAAGGGAUAGCGGAACCGAGCGCGCUGGCAAGCGGCAAAAGGCAGCUUCUGCUGACCAUGGCCCGGAGCCGAAAGCCAAGAGAAACAAGCCAUCAGGCAAGGAAGUUACGUUUGAAGAAUUCAUGGCGGUCAUGCAGCCGAAGUCAAAGCGUAAAACGUGGGCGAACGAGGAGGCCCCUAUGAAUGCGGAUGGCAAUGCAACCACAGCAAAUUGCGGGCAGCCGGGGGAUGAUUCGAUUGCUGACGAUGACGACGACGUACAAGACCUGACCGACCUAACGAAGCAGAAGAAAGAAGAUAAAGAGAGGCGAAAGGAAGAGAAACGAAAGAAAAAGGCCCACUUGAAGGGCGAGCUAGCGAACGACUCGACCGCUGCGAAGAACGAAGCAGCGGAAGGAAUCGCUGGAGCGCAAAACGAGCCUGACGAACAGACAGAGAGCGAAAUGUCAGAAAAGGACAUCGAAAUGACUGAUGCCGAGUACUUCGCUAGUCGAAUGCGAAGACAUAUCGGGACAGGAUUCGAAGAGGAAGGGAAAGAUGAAGUUCAUACCGAGACGAGAGGCCCUGGCUCCUCUUCAGGUGCAUCUGGCUCCGACAAUGAUUCAGAGGCCGGAUCAUCAUCGAUAUCAAAAGAUGUCUCCGCUGCUGCGGCUGCUCGUGCGAUAGCCGCUGAAGAGCGAGCACGGAUUGCAAAAGAAGAAGAUCUCCGCAAAGAGCAAGAGGCAGUUGACAUUAUUAUGCAGACCAGUCGUCUGCUCGUGCGUAACCUGCCCUUUACCACGAGCGAGGAUGAGCUGAAGGAGUGGUUCGAAAAGUGGGGCGAAGUUCGAUAUGCCCGUAUCCCAGUUGACAAGAUUACCAAAGUCUCCAAAGGCAUCGGCUUCGUGACAUUCGUCAAUGCACCUGAUGCGCUGCUCGCCUAUCGGGCAAAUGAUGGAUCUACCUUUCAAGGCCGACUGCUUCACCUCCUGCCUGCAGUCGACCAACACCCAGAAGGCCUACCCGCACCGGUAUCAGAGAAGAAGAAAUCGCUGAAGGAGCAAAGACUUGAAGAGCGGAAGCGCAAAGCCGCCGAUGGCAAAGACUCCUUUAACUGGAGCAGCUUCUAUAUGAGUGCCGAUGCUGUCGCCAACAGUAUCGCCGAACGCAUGGGCAUCAGCAAGAAUGACAUUGUGAAUCCGGACGAGAGCGCCGGAACUAGCGCAGCCGUGCGUUUGGCCUUGGCCGAGACGAAGGUGAUCCAGGAAACAAAGGAGUUCCUCAAGCAACAUGGCGUCGACAUCUCUGCACUUGAGGGUGCUGGCGUGCAGGGUGAAGAACGCAGGAGAAGAAACGACUGCGUCAUCCUCGUUAAGAACUUCCCCUUCGGCACAACGGACUCGGAAAUUCGUAACCUAUUCUCGAGAUUUGGAGAAGUAGCGACUGUUCUCCUACCACCAGCGGGGACGUUUGCAAUGGUCGAAAUGCCUAUCGCCAAUGAGGCCCGUGAAGCAUUCCGUGCACUUGCAUACACCCGCUUCAAAGACAAACCAAUCUACUUGGAGAAGGCUCCGGAGGGGAUCUUCGUCAGCAAAAGCGACGGCGCUGCUCCCGGCGCGGCGAGUACGAACGCAAAGCUAGCACCAGGCUCCAAGUUGGCUGCGAAACUGGGUGGUGAGGGUGCUUUCACCGAGCACGACAUAGCCACUGGUGCAGACGCGUUAGCUGCGACGGCGACCAUCUUCGUCAAAAACCUUUCAUUUUCCACAACGGACGCGCGUCUCACACAAGCGUUCCAGCAUCUUCCCAAUUUUGUCUUUGCACGCGUGCAGAUGAAGACGAGCAAUGCCGCUCCUGGCAAGGCACCGAUCAAGUUGAGCAUGGGCUACGGCUUCGUCGGAUUCCGCAUGGCGGAAGCUGCGAAGCAGGCAAUCGAGAGCAUGCAAGGCACCGCGCUCGAUGGACAUGUCUUGUCCCUCAAAUUCGCUCAUCAGGAUGCCAGUGCUGCCGGCGGAAGCUCCGGAGACGGGGCGUCAGCGCACGGCGGCAGCGCAGCGAGCCGCAGCAGCAACACGACACUUCUCGUCAAGAACCUCCCUUUCGAGGCGUCGAAGAAGGAGGUGCGGCAGCUGUUUGAGGCGCACGGGCAAAUUAAGAGCGUUCGCGUUCCGAAGAAACUCGACCGGAGUGCGCGUGGCUUCGGUUUUGUCGAAUUUGUAAGCCGCCGCGAGGCGGUCAAUGCGAUGGAGGCGUUGAAGCACACGCACCUACUCGGACGGCACCUCGUGCUCAAGUGGGCGCAGGACGAAGAUGCGAGCCGCGGCGUGGAUGUCAGCGUUGAGCGAGCCAGAGGCAAAGCGCGCGUCGCAGCUGCGGCGCAGUCCGCAGCACCCGAGAUGGGCGGCGCGAAACGCUCCAAGAUGAAGCUCGGUGCCGAGGACAUUGCAAAAGCAGCUGCGCAGGAACGACAACGUCGCGACGAUGUGGAGGAAGAGGACGGGGAGGACUUGGAGGGGUGAUGCAUGAGCAUACUGGUGCUCAUCCAUGCCUUUUUUUCGGAGCAUGUACAGCCUACUAAAGUUCAUUGUGAUAUACAUUGUUCUUU
Molecule: messenger RNA, 3030 nt
Organism: Tilletiaria anomala UBC 951
Lineage: Eukaryota; Fungi; Basidiomycota; Exobasidiomycetes; Georgefischeriales; Tilletiariaceae
Exons: 3
Coding region: 89-2944 (951 amino acids)
Cellular component (GO): ribonucleoprotein complex; nucleus; cytoplasm
Molecular function (GO): mRNA binding
Source: RefSeq, a predicted model, not a curated record